UGUUUGCUAACUUCAGAACUGAACUUGUGUGAGUAUGAAGCUCUUUGCCUCUUUGCCUUGGGGUCAAAGGUCAGUGAUAGAGAGCAGCUCUUGGGUAAUUAAUCACACGCUGAGGAGACACUUCAGAUAAGGAGGAGGAGGAGAAGGAGGAGGAUGAAGGCAGACUUUGACCCCUCAGCAGUGAGCUCUGUUUUCCGGAUUGAUCUCUCGCUCCUGCGUGUCUCCCGGCUCGGUUCCGUCUCGCUCGCCCGGCCAUGAAGCUCAACUUCGCUCCGCUUAACGUGCCCAUGAGGAGGAGGCUCCAGACGGCCGCCGUGCUGCAGUGGGUCUUCUCCUUCCUCGCUCUGGCCCCAUGCUGCAUCAUGCUCUUCUUCUACCUUCUCUUCACUCGGUUCUGGUUGGUCAGUGUGCUCUACGCCACCUGGUGGUUUGUGGAUUGGGACACGCCCUCUCACGGAGGGAGGAAAAUUCCCUUCAUGUGUCGCCUCCCAGUGUGGAGCUACAUGAGGGACUAUUUCCCCAUUCAGCUGGUGAAGACGGUGGAUUUGGAUCCUCGGCAGAACUACGUGCUGGGGUUCCACCCUCACGGGAUCCUGGUGUCCGGAGCGUUCACGAACUUCUGCACGCAGGCGACGGGGUUCGAGCAGCUCUUCCCCGGCCUGAGGAGUUACCUGCUCAUGCUGCCGCUGUGGUUCAGAGCUCCUUUCUUCAGAGACUACAUCAUGUACGCAGGUCUGGUCCCCUCUGAUAAGGACAGUGCGAGUUACCUGCUGCGUAACGAAGGGGGCGGGAACGCGGUGGUCAUCGCGGUGGGCGGAGCUCCGGAGGCCCUGGACGCUCACCCAGGAGCUCACACUGUCCUGCUAGCCAAUAAGAAAGGCUUCAUCAAACUCGCAAUGGAGCAUGGUGCUAGCCUGGUUCCUGUGUAUUCCUUCGGAGAGAACGAGGUGUUCGAUCAGGUCUCCAACCCCCAGGGUACCUGGCUACGGUGGAUACAGGACCACCUGCAAAGCAUCAUGGGAAUUUCUCUUCCUCUCUUCCACGCUCGAGGGAUUUUCCAGUACAGCUUCGGCCUCAUGCCCUACAGGAAGCCCAUCAACACCGUGGACUCGUUUGCAGUCGGUAAACCAAUCAGAGUGCAGAAAAACGAGAAGCCGUCCACAGAGGACCUGGACGCUCUGCACGAGCUCUACAUGGACGAACUCACGCAGCUGUUCGAGGAGCACAAGGGGAAAUACGGUGUACCAGAGGACACACACCUGGUCUUCAUCUGAGCCGGAAAAAGUGUGUGUACAUGUGUGUGAGUGUGUGUGUGAUUGUGUGUGUGUGAGGGAAAGAGAGAGAGUGCUGCCAAAAAGACAGAAAAGAUUGUAAAAACUGAAACAUUUCGUGGAAGACGAUGCUGAUGUAUCUUUUAUUUGUGAAUGUGAUCUCAGGAAUGUUCUAGAAACGCAACAUGUCCGUCUCUACAGAUGAGGCUUUGUAAAAUGUCCGAUCUUCUAUUUAAUAUAAUACCGUUUUUACAAAGUCUAAUUAAAAGUGAUUAAAAGAAA
Pangasianodon hypophthalmus (striped catfish) is the source of this 1553-nucleotide messenger RNA. It is a transcript of the gene mogat2, whose product is annotated as monoacylglycerol O-acyltransferase 2. Gene Ontology annotation, molecular function: diacylglycerol O-acyltransferase activity; 2-acylglycerol O-acyltransferase activity. Gene Ontology annotation, cellular component: endoplasmic reticulum membrane. The coding region runs from base 255 to 1274 and encodes 339 amino acids. The record is from RefSeq and is a predicted model, not a curated record. Lineage: Eukaryota; Metazoa; Chordata; Actinopteri; Siluriformes; Pangasiidae. The transcript has 6 exons. Gene Ontology annotation, biological process: triglyceride biosynthetic process; diacylglycerol biosynthetic process.